UAUUUGCGACUGCAACUCGACGCAGAACAGUCAGUCGGAGGUAGACGAAGGACGAUAGAAUUUCAAUUCCAGCGGAACCGAGGCUGAUAAUCAAAAAUGGAGGAGCGUUAUUCCGUCAACAGUCCACGGCGGAUCCUAAGCUUCUCCAGGAUGCGGAAAGCGAAUGAUACCCCACGUCGAUCUUCCACGGGAUUCGGAGUUUCCGGGGAGCACGGACCCAAGCUUUCUGAGGUUUAUGGAUUCGUCGGAUCCAUCACCACAGUUGUUUCAACAGUUGUUUUUAUUAUGUGGGCAUAUGUUCCCGAUCGAUGGCUGCAUUCUGUUGGGAUCUGUUACUUCCCUAGCAGGUAUUGGGCGUUGGUUGUGCCGACUUAUGGAAUGGUAACUAUAGCGCUGGCCAUUCUACUUUAUCUCGGCAUGAAUUUUAUGGCCACUCCUCCGCCUACCUCUUUCAACUCGAUGUUUGAUGAGUUCAGUAGGGAGCCAGAAAGUCGAACCCCAUCAGCAGACAGUGAAGAGCUGCCCAUUGAGCCUAUAUCCGACAUUGCCAUCGACCAAAUUAACAACAUCAUGUUCAAGAAUCUAAACUGACCAUUCGACAGCCUUUUUGUACAGUUCCAGCCUCUUUGCAUACUGCUGUCUCUUCUCCAUCAAAGCCGGAUCUUCAUCCAGAAACUCACCAAGCUGUUCACCCUGCAACAACAUCGAAUGACGG
Molecule: messenger RNA, 715 nt
Organism: Andrographis paniculata
Lineage: Eukaryota; Viridiplantae; Streptophyta; Magnoliopsida; Lamiales; Acanthaceae
Product: phosphatidylinositol N-acetylglucosaminyltransferase subunit P
Exons: 5
Coding region: 97-591 (164 amino acids)
Source: RefSeq, a predicted model, not a curated record